AUGUCUGAACAAAAAAAUAUAAUUACACCUGAAUUAUUAAAGUCCAAAAUAGAACAAAGUUUGUCGGGAAAUUUUCAUGAGGUUCUGGUUAGUGAUAUGAGUAACGGUUGCGGACAAAAUUUCGAGGUUGUUGUAGUUAGUGAUUUUUUUUUAAAUAAAAAUAAAUUGGUCAGGUGUAGAUUUGUGAACAAAGCGCUAGCACAAGAAAUUAGUGAAAUACAUGCUUUUAGUUGCAAAUGUUUUACUAUAAAAGAAUGGGAGAAAAUAGUAAUAUAA
Molecule: messenger RNA, 276 nt
Organism: Saccharomycodes ludwigii
Lineage: Eukaryota; Fungi; Ascomycota; Saccharomycetes; Saccharomycodales; Saccharomycodaceae
Gene: BOL2
Product: Bol2p
Exons: 1
Coding region: 1-276 (91 amino acids)
Biological process (GO): intracellular iron ion homeostasis
Cellular component (GO): nucleus; cytosol
Molecular function (GO): 2 iron, 2 sulfur cluster binding
Source: RefSeq, a predicted model, not a curated record